AGGUGGCUGCGGAAGGAGCAGGAAGAUAAUUUUUCUCGCCCUACUAGAUGAAAGCGACAUGAUAUUGGUUUAGAGCUGACCAAAACUUUGGCCUUUUGCUAUAGUUCUUGUUUGACCUUCCUCAGACUAUUUCUCAGAUAUAAUUCUUCAUUUCUAGUCCACUAGUCUACCCGCAAUUUCUUCUUGUACCUCCCAUCAACAAGAACCACGAAGAAUUCAGCAAAAAUGUUUCUCGGCACCCCCCUGAAAACCCUGGACAUUGAGCAGCUGGACGAGCGCGGCGUGUCAAACAAGCAGUUGGCGCUGAAGCAGAACCAGGUGCAGGUCCGCCGUCCGGACGGGAACAUCGCGAAAGCACGGGGGGUAUCAAAUGUAAAAAUGUCUGGGUCUGGAAGAUUGUCAGAUUUGUCAUGCAGCUUUUCCAUGACCCAUGAGGUCUGGAAUGCAGGACCUAGCAUGACAGAUUCGGCGCGAUCUCUCUCAUGCCCAUCCUGCAUGAGAAACUCCCUCCCGACUUGGCCAAAACUGGACGACUUUUGGCAAUCAUGCAACACAGAUUUUUGCAUGCUUCAGAUUUAGCAUGACAAGUUGCAUUCUUCCAGACCCAGACAUUUUUACAUUUGAUAUGGGGAGAAUGUGUUCCACGGCGCUUUCACGGGUGGUUUCUCCGUAUCCACUGCAAAAGUAUCGUACUCGUAGUACUAAUUGCAUUUAUGCAUUACAAAUUUCUUUCUCAAGGCAAAUCAGCAUUACAAACUCAAUUUGUAAUGCUGGGGCUGGGCUAAUUUGUAAUGCAAUUUAUACUAGUACGAUGCUUUUGCAGUUCAUACUCCGCCGGAUACUUCAACACGGUGGACACGAAGGACGGCUGGGUCGGCCCGAAGUCCUUCACGUCCAAGCGGGAAAGGCCGGGGGAGCAAAGUAGUGCGAGUGGUACAACUUCUAGAGGGGGUAAAAAUAAUUUUCAGCAAAAUGUUUCCGAUUUCCUAGAUGAGGAGGACCUGCAAGCGGGGAUUCAGGCCGUGCCGCAGGUCAAGGGAACUACACUUGGCAGUUCUGCGUCUACUUCUUCGGAACGGACCGGGGAUUUCAUGCGAAAUUUCGUGGUGCCCGACGGAGGUGGCACAAGAAGCGGUGGUGCAGCGUCUUCCAGUGCAACCGGUGCUCCUGCGCACCAGCAAAUUAGCCCUCACGAGGAUUUCGCGGUUCUCGCCCGGCUUCGACAGACUGCAAGUUCAGCGACUCAGGUCGACGAUGAGCACGUUUUGCAGAAGCUGUUAGAGGGCAUCGGUUUUUACGAUGCGUCGAGUUCUUCUUCUUCUUCUGUGCCGGCGACCCUUGUUCCCGCACGACCGGAGUACACCCGCCCUGCUUCAAAGCAACAAAAGGACCAGGUGGUCGAAGGUGACGAUGUUGACGCUGCUACAUCAGUUGCUGCGCCGACCUUUUCGACGUCCUCAAGCGCGACGAACAAGCGCGGCGCCGCAGCGGUGUUCGGAGGGAAGAAGUUCGGAAGCGGUGCUAGUAGCAGUUCGGUAGUUCUUCCCGGAGGUGCAAGUUCUAGUAAGAAAGUGCACCUGAACUACGACGAUUCUGAGGAAGAAAAUUCCGACGAGGAAGAUGUAGCGGCUCCGAGGACAUCAAUGAGCAAACCGCUCGCGAAGAGCAAGCCCGUGCCGAAAAUGAAAGCGGGCGUCAGUGUGAAAGCACAAAUCCCGAAGCAAAAUCCGAUGUUGCCACCGCCGAUCUUCGGGGGGCGGAAGGGAAAGGUGGCAGCGCCUAGAGGUACUAGCAGUCCGGUUGCCGCACAAGCGGAAGACAGUGACGAAGAUCAUGCUCCUGAGGCAGCACCAAAUACUUCUGGCGGCACAUCAGCAAUAAAACCAGUUCUGCCAGCCAAAGCCCCCAAGCAGGCAAUACUCGAGCAGCAGGCGGCGCAGGCAAGACUGGCGAAGAAGAAAAAGAAGUCGGAUUUUGUGCCGUCGGAUUCUCGCCUUCUCGACAUGUUUCUUAGCCCCAAGUUCGACACCAAGGGUCUAGGGUACAAGGGAGAACUGCUCUCCGCCAAUACAACCGCCAUGGCACUGCAGUUGCUGGAUGCGAGCGGGGUUUCUGUUUCCCAUGCAGGAGGUGGGUCCUUAGCAGAUCGCGAAAAUAAGCAAAGUUCCUCCUCCCGCUUAGCCGUCAUUUCCGCCCGGGACUCGCAGUUUGAGACCACGCCCUGGAGCACGAAGAACUCCACAGCGAAUAUUAAAGGUAAAAAGGGCGGCGCAACGUCUUCGGCGAAAGGCGAUCAUCAAAGUGGUAAAAACGCCAAGGGGAAGGUUGGCACAGGCGGGAAGUCUUUACAAGGGAAAACGGGUAAUUGAAACGGGAUAGCGACUUUUCCAAAACUUUUACUUUGACUUUUGGCAAAGUCGCUAUUUUGAUCGUCGGCAAUCCAUGCUUUGCGAAAAUUGUUUGGACCGUGCUGCCUGUUGCUGGUAAGUCCGCACUUUGGGAGUGGCAGAGCAUGAAAGGGCGGCACCUCUUCGCCGCGGCGUGUGCCCGCCAGCUGCCUGCCAUUUUGAUCGACGCCUCCAAGCAGGCUGCGGGAAAUGCCACCCGCCGCGCAUCGGACGGGCAGCGCCUCCGUGGUCGGUUGUUCGCGAUUAUUCGCGAGCGCUGUGGGGCCCUGUGCGCAUUUUGUGCACCUUUUGAAGUGGUGCGCGGGCGCUGGCCUUUGGCCUUUCAGUAUUCGCCCGGAUGUUGAUCGCCGCCUCGCGCUUCGGAAAUGCCGGGGCGCGUCGGCCCUCUUCGCCCUGAGCGCCUUUUAAAUAAGCAAUGGCACUGGCUGCCACUGCCAGGGCCCGAAACCGAAUGGGCGCGCCGCCCCGCCGCGGUGUCUUGGAUGGCACGCCGGCCGCGCGCUGCCUGUCCUACGUACCUUCAGCCCCCUACAUUCUGGCCCGCCGCUUGCCCAUUCUUACAAAAUAGAGGCUGUCGCGCCCCGGCAGUCUGUUUCCUGCCCGCCUUUCCGCGGUUACGCGACGCGACCGAAGCGCGCGCCAAAGGCGCCCCCCUUUUGCAACCAACGGGCAGAGGCGGUUCCUCCGCUCGUCUCGCUAGCGGUGGCAGAAGUGUCAAGGGCCUGCGGUCGGGGGGCCACCCCGAUGGCCGGCGCGUGAUAUGGGUCUGUGGCGCGCUGUGGUGGCGCCACCUGUCUUUUUCGGUUGCCCGUCUAUUCUGCUUCGCCUGCUUGAACGAGAGAAGCAAAGAGGCAGCAUACCAUGCGGUCCGACGUCGGACCGCAUGGUAUGGUGCGCGAUGGUGGGCCAGCCUCACGCGCCAGGCCGUCCGUGCGUGCGGCAUCGCGUCGCGAUGUGGGGCCGACCUCCCCCGGUUGGGUGGGCUUCCCCGGUGGGGUGUUCUUUGGUUCAGGAAAUGGAUAACGCAACUCCCCCGGGUGGCCCGCCCCACAAGCGAGCCGGCGGGCGGGGGCCCCGUGGCCCCUCUGGUAUGUUGCCCUCCAGCACGAGCCUGCGUGCCUGGGUGGUUUGCCUUCUCUUGUAGGAUGUACGUCAGCGACCCCGUGGGCCGGCUGUAUCUCUGCAGCUUUCCCGACAAGAACCGCCAAAAACGGCCGGGGGCUUGGGGCGUUGGCUCGCGUUUUUUCGCAUGUUGAAGAUGGAAAAAACCCAAGCGCGCCCGCCUAUUUGGUUUUGUCUUACUUCAAUGAAUGCAGUCGCCGGUGGGCUCAGUCGGCCGCCGGGGGAAAGACUGUCUGAAAAAAUGACGUAGGGGGGUCGGCAAACGUGGCACCCUUCUCAGGCGCCGGCCGCGUGCGAUUCUGGCGCGCGACUUGGGGCGCCCAAAAGGGCGCCCCAAAAAACCCGCCCGAAGCCAGAACAGCGAAGCCGUAUGGCAGGGCCGCGAAACCGGUCGCGAAUCGAAAGCGGCCGCCCUUUUGCCGGGUUCUCAGCGGGGGGGCGCUAGCUUUGCAAAAGGCGCGGGCGCGAAAAAUAAUAAACAACGCAAAAAAGAAGAAACGCGCCAAGCGCGCGAAGCCAGCCCGCAUUCUAUGGGCCCGCUUUUCCUUCGGUUUUUGGGCGCCCCCCGCGGUGCCCGGGUCGGCCCGAUAGCAUCGGGGUUGGCUUUCGGGAAGGCGUUUUGGCAAGUUGCCCAAUGUCUGCCAUUUUCCCCAACCGGCCGCCAUACCGUGCGGCAUAACCUUACCCACCCCGGCACGGCGGGCCCAGAAAAAACAAAAAAGUGGCGUGGGCCAAGGUCGGCGGGCAAAGAAGCGGCGCCGGCCUCAUUAUCUCCGCCCCGGCGGCUAUAUUUGGCGCAUUGAAGUAGGCGCGCAGCACGCCGCGCGGCCCGGCCUCGCACGUUCGGGCCGCAUGGCGUGGCGCGCUUCGGUGGAGCUGCCCGCGCCUCACGUUUUUGCGUGGCGCCCUUCUUUGGGCGUUAGCUAGAGGCCGUCCGGCCUGCCCCUUUCUCUUUCAUAUUCGCCGGCCCCCCGCACUUACAUACAUACAAAGCGGCGAGACCAUGCCGCCGCUCCAGAGUGCUCCGCCUCGGUCGCGGCGGCCUUGCGCGGCCGGCUUUUCGCGAGUAGAAAGGGCGCCGGCGCAGCAGGGGCGCGCGCGGGGCGCCACUCACAUGUUGCCGCGCCGGCGCGCGCAAUAAGUUCGCCCAGGAGGCUCUGUCCCCAUUUUCGGGGAGACCGCCUCAGCCAUGUAGAAAAGGGGGGGGGCAGCAGGAUUCUUCGCAAGCCUGGCGGAUGCGCAAGCCUUCAGGCUUUUCGGCUUUUGAGGGCGCGGCGAAGUCUUCUGCUUGAGUGCCGAAAACUUGCCGAAAACUUUCCCCCGAACUUUCCCGAAACUUUCCCGCUUCGGGAUCAUUUUCGGACUCGAAAACUUUUGGCUGACUUUUCAACUCCCGGUCUGUAACUUUUGGUCGACUUUUCAACGGGAGAAUUUUUCGGGAAGGUUUCGCGGAAGGCUUUCGCCGACUUUUCGGGAAAGUUCGGGGGAAAGUUUUCGGCAAGUUCUCGGCAAAGUUUCCGGCAGAGUUUUCGGUAGAGGGGCGGAAAAGUUUCGCCGCCCGGCGCCUGCCCUUUGUUCCUGCCCGCCAGCCGGGCCGCCCUCGGGCGGCUGCCUUGCGCCCGAAAAGAGGCAGGCACAGCCCCCCGGCAGGCACGCCUGCGGUUAUUGCGCACGUAGCCAGGCAAGCGGCCGGCCCCGCCCCGGCGGGCGGCCGGCGCUACGUUGUCGCAUGCGCCACCGGGCAGCGGAUUCACGCCCCGGGGGCGCCGGUGCGCGUGUAGCUUGCUGCGAACCAAGAGAGGGCGCCCGGGCUUCGGCGGUUGCUACCGACCCCCUGAACUUGGUUGGCGCGUUGCGCCGUUCGGGGCGCGUGCGGGGCAUGCGCUCCGCGUACUCCACACUUGCGGCGGCCGGCGGGCUCUUGGGGGCCCGGGCGCCGCUGGGGUUGGCGUCGGUUUGCCCAAACCCAUAGACGGAAGGAACACCCGGCCCGGCCGCGCCAGUCCUUCGCCCCCCCCGCCCGCGACCGACCUAGACCGGGGCCACAGUGUGCCGGCCGGCAACAGCCGCGCGGGCGUGGCGCCUCCCUGCGCACUGCUGAGCCCGGGCGGGGGAGGCGUGUUAUUGGGGCGCCGAAGCGAUUCCGCCGCAUCCGCCAGGCGCCAGCCGGCCGGGGCCGGCCUGUCUGGGGGCCUCCCGCCCUCUGAUAUGGGGGCGCGCCUGCAUGUUGGGCCCCGCCGGCCUGCCUGCGCGCCUGGAAUACCGGGCGGCGCCGCCGCGGGUCUACUUCCUACGUGCCGGCGGCCCGAUUGCCACCCGUCGUUCGUCUCGCCCUUCGCUCGCCCUGCGCCCCACCCUGUGGGCCGGGAUUGGGCGAUCUGUUUCGUCUCUAUCUGGUCAGCCGGGGCCUGUGCGUUUGCUGUUUUGCUUUUCCGACAAGCAUACCGUGCGGUCCGACGUCGGACCGCAUGGCACGCUCGACACCGUUUCGGGCGGGGCGAGCCAUGUUGGGGCGCCGGGCGAUGUGGUUGGUGCACGGGCGGAACUGCGCCCCUGCGUGCGACGUAGGGGAGGGGACGUCGUGGGGGCUUAGUUACCCUCGGGGCCUGUUUGCUUGCUACGUGUGGGGCUGUCGGACGGUAAGCCGCUGCUGCGUGUGCCCAGCGUGCCAAAUAUAGCCUCCGUGGCGGAGGUGGUGAGGUCGGUGCCGCUGGCUGCCUUGCCCGCCCGCCGGCCGUUGCCCUGGCCAGCCACUGUGUCUUUUUUCUGGGCCCCCCGUGCCGCUUUUGGUAUGGCCAUGCCGCGUGGCUUGGCCGUCUUUUGGAAAGCAUGGUAGUUCUUUGCCAAAUUUUCAGAACCCCUGUCCGAAAGCUAGCCCUGGCGGUAUGGGGCCGAUCCGGGCGCCGCGGUGGAGCGCCCUGAAACCGAAGGCAAACCGGUCCCAUGGCAUGGGGAUUGGCCUCGCGCGCUUGGCGCGCUUUUGCUUUUCUGUGUUUUUUCUUUGCGCGCCGGCACCCUUUGCAAAGCUUCCGCCGCAUAGAAACCGGCGAAAAGGCGGCGGCCGCUUUCGCGGCCGGCCAAAUGCUCCGAACGGAGCCCCGGCCCUGUCGUGCGGCUUCGCUUUUCUGAUUUGCCGCGAGUUUUUUGGGGCGCUCUUUUGCGCGCCCCAAAUCGCCAGAACCCCACGCGGCCGGCGCCUCAGCGGGGUGCCCCUUUUCUUUGUCGGCCCUCCUGUGUCGUUAGUAUUAUCAGCCGGCGACCGAUAGAACCCGGCGCCGGCGGUUCGUUGAAGUCAAACAAAGCCCAACAGGCUGGCGCGCUUUGAUCUUCCUCAUGUGGAAAAGCGCGAAACAGCAGCACACACCGCCGGCAGCUUUUGGCCGGUGGUUGCUUUGCAUUAAGAAAGCUGCCAGGGUCGGGCCGUUUCGCGGUGGCGGCCCGCCGGCGGCGGGAGGCGCGGGCGGGCGCCGCGGUUCGCGGUGUUUGUGAGGCUUGGGCGCGCGCGUUUUUUGGCGAGGGCGCGUGCUGCCCGGUGCCCGGUUGCGUCGGGUUUAGGGUCUGGCGGACCGGCCCCCUUCCCUGCGUCGGUAGCCCUCCUCCUAGUCCGUUCCCGGGUAGGCCUUCCGGGCCUGGGGGGGGGCGGGUGGGUGCGAUGGGCGGUCAUGGCCUUUUUCUUUAGGGCGCCCGCGCCGGCAGCCGUUGGCUGGGUGCGGUCGGCGGGUGCCCGGCGCGCGCACGCUUCGGCGGGUUGAAAGGCGGUCGCUCGGGCUUCGCCGAUCACCCGCGGGACAAGAGGAGGCGUCGGCGCCCAAGACCUCGCAGGCGCCCCUGUUCUGUCGCUUGGAGUAUCUUCGCUGCGUUUUUUCGUUCUGAGUCGCAUUACCAAAUCGUUUUCAAUGCCCUGAAAUCCUGAAAAGUCAAAUGAAAAGUUUUGGAAAAGUUCGAAUCGCCCGCCAAUUAGUCGCUUUCCCUUGUAAAGUCUUCCACCCGGCUGCAUAGCAUUAUGGCGGACGAUGAAGAGGGGAACGACAUUUUCGACGAGGACAUGAGCAAAUACAACACGAUUCUGGAGUUGGAGGAAGAGGGUUUGGAGAAGUACGGCCCGUAUGGGACGAACACCAUGAAAAAAAUCAUCACGCGGCACGACGAGGACAAUGACAGUGUUUCAAAUCAGCAAAAGAUCGAGUUCGAGCAGCAGCAACAACUGGAGGAUUUGAAAAAAAAGAAGAAGAGAAAUCACAACCUUCCCGGACAGGGAAUGAACUUUGUCGACGGGGGAUUGUUGGAUUUCAAAGUGGAGCUGGACGAGCUGCUUUUGAAGUUCAACAUCACGACAGUAACGAAAGCGGACAUUCCGAAGGACUACGACCCGUACCGAAACCGGAAAAGACUGAUGGAGUCCUUCAUUGAACACCCGGCGGUGAUAUGCAUUGCAAAAGUAUCGUACUAGUAGAAAUAGCACUACAAAUUUUUCCAGAAGGAAAAAUGGAAUUUGUAAUGCUGAAUAAGCUAAGGAACCAGAUUUGUCAUGCAUGACUGCAAUUACUACGAGUGCGAUGCUUUUGCACAGGAUAGGUGACCGCGCUGCGCAAGUACUUCGAGGAGGAGCGACAGAAGCGUUUGAAGCAGAACGAGACGGAAAAUUACAAGCCCGUUCUGGGCGUGAUCGAGCGGGAGCAGCUGCUCGGCGGGGGCAGGUCGAAAGAUUUGCAGAAGGAACAAGCCACAACCGCACAGAAAGGCAAAGGCAAAGAGCUGCAAGGGAACAACAGUACAAAUACCGUUGGUGCCAUGUGGGGCCAGAAUUUAGACGAGCAGCAGGCGGCGCUGGACAAGAUGCGAAUGAUGUUUGCGACGAGUGGGAACACCGCGAAGUUUGUGUCGACCGGGUCGACGGGGGCACAUAAUUCUUUGCAUCAGGAUAAUUCGCAGCAACCAUUGUCCAUCAUGCAGCCGCAAGCAGCGCUGACGGUGCAACAACAGCAGACGAACACGCUUCUCGCCUCCGAAUCGGACCUGAUUGAAGUCGAGCAAGAGGAGAUCCGGAAGAACUUCCGGUUCACGCGGUUUUGCUCGAUCAUGGAAAACCGGGUGAAGUUGGACCCCAAAAAGUACAAGACGAUCGGGCAAUUGUUGGAAAAGGAGUACACGAAGCCGGAGAUCGAGAAAUUCACGCAGGUGUGGCAGCUUUCCGCGACCCGCCGGGGGUUUCGGUUCAAGUACAACUUCAAACUGGAUAAGGAAGCGCUGAAAAAACUCGGUCUCCGCGACCCCUUCGACUUUAAGACCAACGCCGGGGCGCGCGUGUUUGUGGAAAACCGUCCGGACACGGAGAGGCGGAGAAUGUUCACGGCUGGCGCCAAAGCCAUCGUCGGCGGGGCAGGGAACAGCGUCACCGGAACCGGCGUCGGCGGAAAUAUGAAAGGAGGUCCUGGUGCUGGAAAAAAGGGAGGGGGGAAACAAGGGACCGGCGACAAGAACGGCACAGGAAAUACUUCUACGGGCGAGCAAAGCCAACAGCCGGAACAGGCUAGUAGAAGCCUGAUGUCGCUUCUCAGCAGUGCUGGUAGUGCCGAUGCUGGAACUACAACUGCCGCGGGGGUUGGUGCAGCUCAAGGUCUUGCUUUGGGUGCAGCGGGGUUGAGUAGCCAAGAAGCCAUGGCGAAUACGAUGGUCCAGAUGAACGCCCAGAUGUUGCAGUUCUUGCAGCAAUUCAGCCUGCAGAGACCGCCCGAAGAGAUUGUGAACCAGAUAUGAGUUGUAAUGUCCCGAGGACAAGAAUAUCCUAGGAGCGAGUGAGUCUGAACUACCUAGUACCUACGAUAGCGACAGCCGACAGAAUGAUAGAUGAAAAACUUGUGUAUAUAUUAUUCGUCCAGAAGAAAAUGAAAAUGAAUCUACAAGUUAGCAUAGCUUAGCUACGAAAAAAAGCGACAGAACGCAAAUUGCGACGGCUC
Molecule: messenger RNA, 9487 nt
Organism: Amoebophrya sp. A120
Lineage: Eukaryota; Dinophyceae; Syndiniales; Amoebophryaceae
Source: the annotation of a GenBank genome assembly